Messenger RNA from Onychostruthus taczanowskii (white-rumped snowfinch), 3015 nucleotides. It is a transcript of the gene RWDD3, whose product is annotated as RWD domain containing 3. The transcript is spliced from 4 exons. Gene Ontology annotation, molecular function: protein binding. The record is from RefSeq and is a predicted model, not a curated record. Gene Ontology annotation, biological process: positive regulation of protein sumoylation; positive regulation of hypoxia-inducible factor-1alpha signaling pathway. Lineage: Eukaryota; Metazoa; Chordata; Aves; Passeriformes; Passeridae. The coding region runs from base 28 to 822 and encodes 264 amino acids.
GGGGCGCGGCGGCGCGCGCCGGCGGCCAUGUCGGAGCUGGCGCGGGAGGAGCUGUCGGCGCUCGCCGCCAUCUACUGCGAGCCGGGCGCUUGCGAGGUGCUGGCGGCCUCAGAGACACAUGGAAUCUCAUUUAGAAUUCAAAUCAGUGUGAAAGAAGUGCUGGAUACAGAUGUACUUUUAAAGCUGUUAUUUCAUUUACCGGUCAAUUACCCAUCAACUGUACCGGAGAUUUCUGUUAACUCAGACCAGCUUACAAGGGCCCAGUGUAUGGAUGUGAGAGAGAAAUUACUUGAGCAAGCAAAGAAGCAUCUUUCUGAGCCCAUGGUACACGAGCUGAUUCUGUGGGUACAGCAGCAUCUUAAAGAUGUCAUUAAGCAAUCAGCAACAGUUUGCAACGAAAAAACUACUUUGUCAAAAGGAACAGAAGAUGGUAUCUGGAUGGUCCUUUUGCAUUUAGAUCACAUGAGAGCAAAGGCAAAAUAUGUGAAAACUGUGGAAAAAUGGGCUUCAAAUCUAAGGCUGACUGGAAGACUGAUGUUCAUGGGCAAGAUAAUAUUGAUUCUUCUUCAGGGUGACAGGAGCAGCAUUAAGGAAUACUUGAUUCUUCAGAAAACUUCUAAGGUAGAUGUGGACUCAAGUGGAAAGAAAUGCAAAGAGAAAAUGAUGAGAGUACUGUGUGAGACAGAACUACAGUCCCAGCAUAAAAGGUUUCAGACGUUUGAAGUCAAAGAAUAUUCAGCACCAGAGGAGCUACAAAAGGAAUUUGAAACUGCAGGACUUACAACUCUUUUCUCUGAGUUUGUUCCUCCUCUCUUAAAAUAAAAUUAGAAGAAACCACCGGACCUUUGCCCAAAGCAGUAGUUGACUGCAGAUGCUGAUGAUAAAAGGACUUGUGGCAAAACAAUGUUGAAGCUUUUCUACAAGAAAUACCACCAGUAGUCAUCCUUUUGCAAGAAGAAGGCAAUUAAUACAUUAAGAACUGAUAUUUUUUUGACAUUUAUGUUAAAAAACAAUGUGAUGUUGAUUAUUAUAAUUGCAUGGCAAGCAUGAGAGACUGGGAAGAAAUAAUUCUAAAAAAAAUAUUCUUCUAGUCAGACUCUGUUUUAUAGUCCCUGUUUUUCAACACACUUUCUUCUCUCUCAUGGUAGAAUUUGUCAGUAAUGGCCUGUUAGAACACAUGAUUCAUUUUGCUUUGGAAGGCUGUAUGAAGGUAUUUCCAUAAAAAACAUAGCAAACACAGAUUUAAAUAUGUGAGCACAGCAGAUACUUAAUAUCCCUUAGGAGUUCAUGUGCUAAUUUUUUAUUCUCCCUUUAAAUGACUACAAAUACUAGAUGGUUGAUUUGAAGAAAAAGCUCAUGUCACUUGAGGCCUGAAAAAAACUUAGAAGUGUCUUUUUGAAUAUUAGUUUUUAUUCUAAAACUUAAAAGAACACUCACGUGGAGGAUUUAAAUUGAUAAAAAGCUGAGGUAGAGCCAAUUGUAAUAUUUUCUUUGAUAGUUUUACAGAUGUCUUUUUGCACUUUACCUGGUUUUACUGUCUGUGCAGCUUCAGAUAUCUUGAUUCAAUUAAACUGUUGGAGCAGUAUAUAUACAGACUUCAGUCUUCCAUCUUUCAAGGCUUCUGUCAAGUUACUUUUGUUUGUUUAUGUGGUUUUUUUUUGGGUUGGUCACUAGCCUUGGCCAACCUGUAAUUUUUUUUUAUCAGUAGUUUGUGUUUUACAUCUGUAUAACGUUACAAAUUAUAUGCAUAAUUGUAUGAAUUGUGCAAGUUGUGCAAGUUCUGUUUACCCAGGGAGGAUUGGAUACUUAUCUUUUACAAUUAUUAAUGUGUGUCCUUUGGUUUCUCUUUUACCUGAAACCACUCUCUAACAAGACUAGAUAAAUUACCCAGUAAAAAAAAAUUAGCAGUCAUGAUUUUCUUAUUAGCUAGUACUGCCAUUUGCCAUUUCAAUUGGCUUUAGCAUUUAGCUAAACAUGUGCUUUACUGCUCUCUAAAAUUCAGUCUCAGAAGCCAAAUGUCUCAUGUAUUCUGUAAUUAAAAAGAUUUGAUCAAUUCAAUAUGAACUAAUGUAUUUCCAUUGUUCUGGGGGAAGACCAGUACUAUUUGUUUAGUUCCGAAAGUGUGGUUUGGCACAUCAUUAUGUAAGAUGUGAUUUCCUGUUUCAUGCUCAGACCAUGAGGUCAUACCUCUUCCUUUAUAUGUUCUAGAAAAGCAACUAAAGCAGACUAGGAAGAUUUUUAUAUUUUACUGUUUGAGAUAUCAGAUGCAUAAAGGGUUGUAUACUGGUUGAAAGUCCCUGAAGUUUUUCAGGAGUUUGGUGAUUUUAUAGUGAAUAUAGAGUGUCUCAAAUAUGUAUAUUGUAUGUUAUUUAUGCACCGAUGCAAAUUUACUGAGAUAGUAGCAAUGUUCUUCUUAGUGAGUCUUUCAUGUUUACCAUAUACAGUACUUCAGGAUCAGUAGAAAAGAGACUGUGUUGAACAGGUUUUACACAUCUGUUCUAUAUUAUUUUGAAAUUGCUUCCUGAGGGACAGGAAAUCUAAUUUUCUAUCAUUUUAAGUGCAUGUGAAGAUGAAUUCUUACUUUUACAAAGAAGAAUAAAACAGAAUUAUCUUUAAAAUAUUAAAAUAACAUAUAUUUUAAAUUACAGUUUCCAGAAUCGAGCUGUUCUCAGGUAUUGAAAAAUGGUGUGUCAGUGCAGUAUAAAGUUUUGAAAAGCUGCUGAGAGUCUCUCCUGAUACUGUGUGACAGAUCUGACAAAUGUCAAACUCAAGAAAAGGCCUAUGCAUGUACAGCAUAAGAACACAUAAUCAGUAUCUCUCUGCAAAACUAAAUGUAGUAAUAUUUUGCCAGAUGCAUUGUAAAUCUGAUUUUAGGAAUCGUGUGAAUGGCAUUACUUACUUGUGUGAUCUCAAAAUGCAUGUGAUUUCAAAAAUAAUUGAGGCAUAAGUUGUUGUUAUCAUAUUUCUUGCAAGAUUAGAUACAGACUUAAUAAAGUUUUCCUCUUUACUAGAAAA